UGACUCCAUCAUUAAUAAAUAACUAGCAGUAAGAGCACAGCACACGUUGUGUUAACACUUUGCUUUGGCAGUGAAAGAGGAAAUCCUAGCAGAGACCAAAGAACACUUCAGCACGUGGACUUCCUCUUACGUGCGCUCCAACUGUGGCAGGAAAGAGCAGUCCUCCGUCUUUUUGUGACAAAGACACGCAUUCAGGUGAAGAUUAGACUGUCUUUGAGCGCUUUCAACAUGGACACCACGUCACAGGGUACAGCAGGGCAGCAGAACCCCAGGAGGAACUUGGACUUCUCGUCCUUGCGCGUUAAAAGAAGGAACAACAGUUGGGAGGACCACCAGAGAGGAGCUUGGUCUUUUUCAUCCGCCAGAGACUUCUCAAGAAGUGAAACAUCUGGAAAGGAAGAGGCUUAUGCCACCGUCGCCCGGCUACACAGCAGUGAGGCCCGCACCAACCAAGCAGGUGAACCACCAAAAAGCAGCGUGAUCUCAGACUGUGGUGGCACCGUCCCAAGAGAAGAUGGAGGUGGACGACCCAAAGCCCUCAAGAGGCUAAGUGCCAUGUGGUCUUCCUUCCGCAAAGGCAAAAGAGGUAGAGUGAAAGACCAAGAUCCUGUAGAAGCAAGACCAGUAUUGGAAGAGAAGACAUCCAGGCAAGCUCGUUUUGUCAGUGGCCAGUACUUUUUUGAGUACCUGGUGGUCGUCAGUCUGAAGAAAAACAAAGAUGGCAGCAACUAUGAACCGCAGAUCACCUACCAAUUCCCAAAGAGAGACGGGAUGGGCAGAUCUCAAAAGGAGGAGGAAGAGCGGACACUAAAGGCCAUCACGCUCUUCUGCUUCCCUGAGGGUAUCAAGUGGGCUCCUCUGACAGAAUACCACAGCGAGACCUUUUCCUUCGUGCUAACGGAGCUGGACGGCAGUCGGAGAAAUGGCUACUGCAGGAGACUGCUGCCCGGUGGGAAGGGGGCUCGUCCACCUGAGGCCUACUGUAUCAUCAGCAGCCUGGCUUGUUUUGGCCUCUUCUCCGAGAUUUUCGAUGAGGUGGAGAAGAGGCGGCAGAUCUCCAUGGCGAUGAUUUAUCCAUUCAUGCAGAAACUGCGAGAGGCUCCAUUCCCAGCUCCUGGAAACACUGUGGAGAUUAAAAGCUUCAUUCCUGAGUCGGGCACUGAGAUGAUCAGACUGACGCGGCCGCUGGACUCCUGGCUGGAACACGUCAACUUUCCGGUGCUGUUCAGCUGCCUGACAGAUGAGGAGGUGCUGCUGGUGUUUGCGGCUGCUGUCCUGGAGAGACGCAUCGUUUUCAUUGCCGACGACUUGGGCACAUUGUCCCAGGUCAUUCAUGCGGUCGCAGCCCUUCUUUACCCUUUCACCUGGCAGCACACCUUGAUUUCCAUAGUUCCAUCCAUCCUGAUUGACGUUGUGAUGGCGCCCACCCCGUACCUGCUGGGGGUGCAGAAGCGGCUGCUGGACCAGGUCACCGAUCACAAUGAUAUGCUGUUAGUGGAUUUAUCCCAGGACAAAGAACAGACUUUCAUUGUUUCAGUGGGUGAUGAGCCUUCUAUUCUGCCCCCCAAACUUCAAAGUGAAAUCCAAGAGGCGCUGCUUGAGAGGAAGAAAGCGUCAUCAACUGAAGAAGUGAACCGUGUGGUGUCCGAGGCCUUCCUCCUGUUCUUCGUGAAGACCGUGGGCCACUACGCCUCCUACGUCAAGCGCGGACUUUUUGAGAAGAGGAGCUUCUACAAGGCCAUCGAGUCCAAGACCACACGACACUUUGUCAAGAAGUUCAUCCAGACGCAGAUGUUUGAUUUGUUCAUCCAGGAGGUGGAGCAGCAGCACACUGGACCCCAGCAAGGAAUCUUUCACCAAAAGAUUGUGGAAUACCAGGAAAAGAAGAAAAAGGCCAAGACAAAGAAGCACUAGUUGUUUGCAUGCGUGUACAUAAUAACAUUUUGUCAUGUUGAAAGUGCAACAUAUACUGUAUUGUACAUAAUAACAUUGUGUCAUGUUCAAGGUGCAACAUAUACUGUAUUGUACAUAAUAACAUUGUCAUGUUGAAAGUGCAACAUAUACUGUAUUGUACAUGAUAACAUUGUGUCAUGUUGAAAGUGCAACAUAUUGCUAUUUGUGCUGCUAUUUGGUGAAAACACUGGUUUACAGUCUGUUGCUGGUGAGCAAGAAAUAAUUUCAAAUAAAGACUACUUUUUUUUAAA
Molecule: messenger RNA, 2204 nt
Organism: Nerophis lumbriciformis (worm pipefish)
Lineage: Eukaryota; Metazoa; Chordata; Actinopteri; Syngnathiformes; Syngnathidae
Source: RefSeq, a predicted model, not a curated record